Messenger RNA from Scomber japonicus (chub mackerel), 823 nucleotides. It is a transcript of the gene mal2, whose product is annotated as mal, T cell differentiation protein 2. The transcript has 4 exons. Gene Ontology annotation, cellular component: membrane. Gene Ontology annotation, molecular function: structural constituent of myelin sheath. Bases 90 to 692 code for a protein of 200 amino acids. Gene Ontology annotation, biological process: myelination. The record is from RefSeq and is a predicted model, not a curated record. NCBI's taxonomy places the organism in Eukaryota, Metazoa, Chordata, Actinopteri, Scombriformes, Scombridae.
GGACACAUGACUCCAGAGGAAUUUUCCCCGUUGCUCCCUUCCUUUGUUUAACGGAGCCUUUUUAGUGGGAUAAAGAGGGUGAGAGCCAGAUGAGAGGGGGUGAGAGAGAGAAGAGAGAGGGAGACACAGAGAUGUCGGAACCAGCCACUAAUCCCGCUGCCACCUCCUUCCCAGCGGCAACUAUUUCUCUACCUUUGGGACUGGAAGUAUUAAGGACUUACUCUGGAGCUCUUGUCUGUUUAGAGAUAUUUUUUGGUGGUUUAGUAUGGAUCCUGGUGGCUUCCUCCAAUGUGCCCGUGCCUCUGCUGCAGGGCUGGGUGAUGUUUGUCUCUCUCACCACCUUCUCCCUCUCCUGUGCCUACCUCAGUCUCCUUAUCACUGGCCUGGCUGAUCGCAUCAAUACUGACUGGAACUUCUUGGAUGUGGUUUACCAUUUUGUAGCUUUGCUUUUCUACUUUGCUGCCUUUGUGCUGGAAGCAGCAACUACAGCAGCUAAUGGAGGAGCCCACAUCAAGCCGCUGCCUAACAGCACUGAAACUGUAAUAUGUAUAACCCACCCCCGGGGCAAUAUAUUCACAGUACUGGAUGAGAAGCAAUACAGUAUUAAUGUGGCAGCCACGAUAUUUGCAUUUGUGGUAACGCUAUGCUACGGCUGCAGUAUGGUGAUGGGCUUCAAGAGAUGGAGGAUGUAACCAAGAACACAAACACAAGCUAAUUUUAAAACUGCUUCAUAACUUCAACAUGUACCAUUCGCUACAACAUCCAGAGCUCCAUAGGGAGCACUGAUAUUUACUUCAGUCCAGGUUAGUUCAGGUCAGUUUGA